UAUCUAUAUAUACAGUGUACAUUUUUUAAUUUUUUGUUAAACGUCAGUGGUCGCCAAUAGCACGUGAACACCGUUAUAUAAUAGUGAUUUAAAUUUAAAUCAUAAUCAUUUCGUGUGUGUUAGGUACCCGUAUCACAUUAUCACUGUAUCUGAUGCAUAGACGCGUAUAAACUGAUCGGGUGUGUUGUUUUUUACGCGUUUAAAAAUUAAAACCAUUGAGAGUAGGCCGAAGUUUUUUGUGUUUCUUAACAAGCCAUAAUUAUUAUUCAAUCAUUUUUAUUGACAGUGCGGUAACCCAACAACACGAGUAGCAACCGACACGUCACGGCUAACGGCCAUAUACGAGUAUACCAUUUUUCUAUAGAUAAGAGGCAAAUUGUUUGGAGUAUAAAAUCACGUGUUUAGUGCACAACGAUGUCAUCUAAACCAAUGGUGUUGUUAGUACGUGAUGAUUUUCCAAAAAAAGCCAUUGAUUUAUUACGUACAAGGUGUGACGUGAAGUUGCUAAAACGCAGCAAAAAAGAUGGAUUAAUAACCACGCAAGAUAUUGUUGAUUCCGUUCCCGGCAUGUUUUCAAUUUUCUGUUAUUCUGGGAUCCCAAUAAACGAACAGAUCCUAAAAGCAGCAGGACCUAGUCUUAAAGUGGUUAGUACCAUGUCAGUGGGAUUCGAUCACGUUGACUUGACGUCCAUGAAAAAAUAUGGUGUACGUUUAGGAAAUACGCCAGGCAUUCUGACAGAAACGGUAGCUGAAAUCGCUGUGGGUCUCAUCAUAGCCACCACCAGAAGGUUUUUCGAAGCGAACCGUGAAGUUAAAACUGGCGGAUGGCAAGAAUGGGUUCCCGGAUGGAUGUGUGGUAGAAGCAUAAAAGGGUCGGUCGUGGGCAUCUUAGGUUGCGGCAACAUCGGCACAUCGAUCGCCGAGAAAUUGAUUAAUUUCAAAUUGUCUCAACUUUUGUACACCAGUAGAAAUGAAAAACCGGCUGUCAAAGCCCUCGGUGGACAAUUGGUCUCGGUGGACGAAUUGAUGGAGCGUAGUGAUUUCGUCGUUGUCGCCUCGGCCUUAAAUGAGGAUACGAAAUUCAUUGUCAACAGAGAACGGAUCGCCACCAUGAAGUCCAAUGCCAUAUUGGUGAACAUAGGUCGUGGAGAGUUGGUUGAUCAAGACGCUCUGGUCGAAGCGCUCAGGGAGAAGAGAAUUCGAGGUGCUGGACUGGACGUGAUGACUCCCGAACCACUGCCAUUGAAUCAUCCACUAGUGGGCCUUGAUAAUGUUUUGCUCCUUCCACACAUCGGCACCUCCACCUUUGAGACGGAGGAAGAGAUGGCUGUGAUGACCAGCCAGAACAUAUUAGCUGUGUUAGACGGCUGUUCUAUGCCGCAUGAAGUGUUUUUUUAAAACCAAAGCCAUUAUCUGCAGUUCCAAGUGCAAAACAUAAUAACAAUUGUAUAUUUUAAAAUUACAAAAUAAAAAUAAAAAUUAUAUGUCGUGAAAUCAA
This is a messenger RNA of Diuraphis noxia (Russian wheat aphid), 1498 nucleotides long. RefSeq names its product glyoxylate reductase/hydroxypyruvate reductase-like. Gene Ontology annotation, molecular function: NAD binding; glyoxylate reductase (NADPH) activity; hydroxypyruvate reductase (NADH) activity. Gene Ontology annotation, cellular component: cytosol. Lineage: Eukaryota; Metazoa; Arthropoda; Insecta; Hemiptera; Aphididae. The record is from RefSeq and is a predicted model, not a curated record.